Molecule: messenger RNA, 1294 nt
Organism: Austrofundulus limnaeus
Lineage: Eukaryota; Metazoa; Chordata; Actinopteri; Cyprinodontiformes; Rivulidae
Gene: mrps9
Product: mitochondrial ribosomal protein S9
Exons: 11
Coding region: 36-1178 (380 amino acids)
Biological process (GO): translation
Cellular component (GO): mitochondrial small ribosomal subunit; ribosome
Molecular function (GO): structural constituent of ribosome; RNA binding
Source: RefSeq, a predicted model, not a curated record
UGACUUCCGCUUUGACGUCACUACUGUAAGGAAAGAUGGCGGCGGCGUCUCUGCGUGUUGCGGGUUUUUUUCUAGGCAAAUGUGCAAACAGCUGCGCRAGUUCAAACCCUAUCACUCUGCAGUUUAGCCGACAGAUAUGCACGAGCUCUGCUCUCUGCGUGAAGAAACUGACAGUCGAACAACCGGAGGCCUUCACCGAGGAGUUCAUUCAGAAGCAGAUAGAAGAGUUUGAAAUCGGCAAACGGCACCUGGCAAACAUGAUGGGAGAAGACCCAGAGACCUUCACUCAGGAAGACAUAGAUAAAAGCAUCGCAUACCUCUUCCCCUCUGGCCUGUUUAAUAAAAACGCUCAUCCAAUCAUGAAGCAUCCUGAUGAAAUUAUUCCAAAGCAGAAAGCUGUGCAGUGGGGAGAAGACAAGCGACCUUUCCACUUCCUGUUUUACACCGGCAAACAGUCCUACUACUUCCUCAUGCAUACUGUGUACGGAAAAAUUCUGGACAUAGAAAAGAAGCAAGAUAGUCUGCGAGCUAAAGGACUCUUCUCUACUGAUCCCAAGGCAAUUGCCUUAGGAACAAGCAGGUGGCUCACAAAGGGGGAACUGGAGGUGUUAUUGGUGGAAAACGUCUCUACUGAUGAUUACAACCGUUUCAUCCAGCUGAUGACGCGCCUGUUGUCCAUGCCAUACUGCAGCCUGGAGCAGCCGUUCAUCAUGCAGUACCGCAGAGUGCUGGAGACCAAGUCCACAAAAAAACUCGUGCCGCCUCUGCAGAGGGACGAUAAGGGCGUGGCCUUCAGCACCAGCGAUGGUCAGAGGAAGACGUCUAGAUCAUCUGUUGUUCUUCGGGACUGUGGUUCAGGGAACGUCACCAUUAACGGCCUGCCGUUCAUCCAGUACUUCCAUGAGCCACAAGACAGAGAGCAGCUGAUGUUCCCGCUCCAGUUCGUGGACAUGCUGUGCCGCUUCGACCUCGAGUGCACCGUGAGCGGCGGUGGCAGGUCGAGCCAGGCGGGGGCGCUGCGGCUCGCCAUCUCCCGAGCACUGCUCAGCUUCGUGUCCGAGAGGGAGGCGGAGCAUAUGAGACAAGCUGGCUUGUUGACACCUGACCCCCGAGUAAGAGAGAGGAAGAAGCCCGGCCAGGAGGGAGCUCGACGCAAGUUCCCCUGGUUGAAACGCUGAAGAACCAGAAGCUGCAGUGAACUUUUUCAGCCGCCAGAUGGCGCUGUGCUGUUAAAGAUGGAUAAAGUGCACUGUUUAUAAAUGUGUAAAAGAAUAAAAUGCAAGUAUCUGUUGUA